AUGGAAUUAGACCGUUCUCGCUCAAUUUCUCCUUCCCAAAGCUCCAGUGACUCCCACAAAAAGCCUACCAUGAACCGACUAGGCUCAACUCCACUAUUCAAAAAGCGAAAUGCCCCAUUUUCCCACGAUCUCAACAUCCCAGACAGUGCUUCAAAAGCAUCGCGUAGGCCAUCAGCGCCUGGGAUCCCUCGAUCCAGAGAGCCAGAAACCCAAAUAACUCCAGAAAUAGCUGCAAUGGUGGUCCGACAAUACUUGCUACCUAUGUUUGAAUCUGACAAUGUCGGAAAAGGCAGAAACAUGUUUUUCGGGCUCCCAGGGAUGAGCGAUAUUAAUAAACCUCUAGAAGUAAUAUCAGGCACUGUAUACGGAGAACUAAAAUUGGCUGACCAGCUGAUGAAUCAGCUGACACAGGCCCGAAAAGAAAUGAACCAAAUCGGCCAAAAUUUAAAAGACGCCGAGCAAGAAAGGAAAAGUGUUUUAGCUUUUUCUAUAUUAAAUUAGCAUAAUUUUCUUAUAUAAUAAAUAAUAAAUAAUAAUUUAUUUAUAUAAAAUAGCAUAGCUGAGCUGGAAAAUGUAAAAAAGCAAUAUUUAUCAGUAAUAUCAGAAAUAGAAACCUGUCAAUACCAAUUCCAAGAAACCCUCUGUGCCCAGCAGCAAUCCGAUUUGAAACUGUCGUUUAUGAACAACCAGCUUUAUGAAUAUAAGCAGCUUUACGCCUUAAACGACGCUGAAAAUAAACAGUUUACUGUAGACCUCCACGAAGAAAAAGCUUUAAACGACAAGCGUAGAAAUACAGCUGCAGAGCUGGAGCAUGGAAACCAGCUUUUAAGAAUGGAAAAUGACAUCAUGUCAGAAAGACUUGGCGGACUCUACCAAGAGCUAGACAAGCUUUCCCAACGACGGUUUAUAGAAGACAAAUUAGUAGAAGAAACCGACAUUCUUGUCCAUUGUCUACGCAAUCUUGCUGAUUACUGCAAUAAUUUGUCACUCAGCUUGAUUUCUGCGAUGAAUCAAAGAGAUGAGCUUAAAAUCCAGCACGCUGAUAUUGAAGCUUUAACUGAAGAAAUCAAGACUUUAAGAGAUAAAUUAGUAUCUAAAAGCAAAGAAGCCAGAAAUAGCAUAGAAAAAGAAUAUAAUAGUGUCGUAGAGCAGAGAGAAGAAUAUAAGUCUAGGUUGUCGAAGCUAGAAAAAGCUUAUAAAGAUAUGAGUGAAAGCUACGAAAAACUCCGCCAGAAGCUAAAACAGUGGAAACAAAGAGGCAAACAGUACGGUGAACAAGAAGAAAAAGUCUGCAGCAAGUGUCGGCAGACUUAUACAGAAAAAGAAAAUUAUAAUUGGUCGUGCAAAACCCACAGUGGACAGUUUAAUGGAGAAAUGUAUUGGUGUUGUGGGAGAAAAGGAAAAGAAGCCUUAGGCUGUCAGACCUCAAAGCAUGUGUCAAAAGAAGACGAAGACGAAGAAGCAGCCAAAGAGAAAGAAGACGACAAGUUUAAGCAAGGCACGGCUAAGUGUUCCAGCUGCAAAGAAAUAGGUCACAGAGCCCACGAAUGUCCAAAAGACCCUAAUAUCAGAAGUGCCCUAGAUGCAGUUGACGAAAUUGAUAGAAUUGAUGGGAUAAAAUCAAGGAAAAAAGCUAAUGUGAAUAAUAUUGACGUAAACCAAAAAUUGAUGGGAAUUCUUAAUGCGAGGUUUGGGCAGAUCGGGUUUGGAGACGAUAUGGCCUCGUCAGCAGGGACUGAAACUUUGAGAGGCAUGGAAGAGGAAGAAGAAAAUGCCGAAAAUAAUCAGCAUGAGCACGACCCAUUUAAAGAUUUAUUCUGACUCCCCCCCCUCGAAGUUCGACCAAGAUAUAGGGAAAAUUCCUAUUUUUUUUGAAAAUUAACCCCCCUCAAAGUUCGACCAAGACCUAUAUAAAUUUACUAGAAAAAAAUAAGCAAUUUUUCAAAAAUUUUAAACUAUAUGGGGGUGAGCUUGCGAUUUUUGUAUUCAAGUUCUAAAAAAGCGUUACAAAACCAUCUUGCACUAUUUUUUCUAACCCUUACACUCUCUCAACCAUACAGAAGAAUAUGAUAAAUAUUUUUUUUUUUAACUACUAAAUUAUAUAAAAAAAAUUCUAUAUAAUUUUUUUUAAAAAAAUUUUUCUUAACCCCCCUCGAAGUUCGACCAAAAAAAUCUUGGUCGAACUUCGGGGGGCGGGGGGAGUGAGCUUUAGUAAAUGGUGUUUUUUUGAGAAUAAAAAAAAUUAUUUUUAAUUAAAAAUUAAUAGGGAUACAUAGCAUGAGAAAUGAAGUCAGCUUCCAAACAGAACAAAAUGCUGUAAAAAUAGAUGAUAUCCAGACAAGAGAAGAGACUGAAAAUAUAAGAUCAGGCAAAAGAAGACAGACCACUGGGUUUAGUAACUCGAAAAAUUUUAGUAUAAACCCAAGAACGUCAGGGCAGCCGAGCCAAGAUAUGAGGAGCCCAAGCAUUGACUCAGAUUUCAAAAUCCCUAAUGUCCCUGGUGUGCCAAGCCAGGACUUAAGAAGUCCCAGCAUUGAUUCUGAAUUCAAGCUGCCAAGCGAGCUAAAAUUAGAUUAA
Molecule: messenger RNA, 2577 nt
Organism: Blepharisma stoltei
Lineage: Eukaryota; Ciliophora; Heterotrichea; Heterotrichida; Blepharismidae
Source: the annotation of a GenBank genome assembly